Aspergillus caelatus is the source of this 776-nucleotide messenger RNA. RefSeq names its product class I SAM-dependent methyltransferase. The coding region runs from base 33 to 776 and encodes 247 amino acids. The record is from RefSeq and is a predicted model, not a curated record. The transcript has a single exon. NCBI's taxonomy places the organism in Eukaryota, Fungi, Ascomycota, Eurotiomycetes, Eurotiales, Aspergillaceae.
GCCAUCCAUACCUUCCUCCGACUAUCUUCAAUAUGACAAUCCAGCAGUACGACACAAUCGGGGCAGCAUACGGUGAUGUACCGAAUCUACCAACCGGAAGGCUGCAGGCGGCGGCACUGAAAACCUGUCUUGGGGAUAUCGAGGGCCUAACUGUGCUUGAACUCGCCUGUGGCCUGGGCUAUUACUGCAGAAAGGCCGUUGAAUGGGGUGCCAGCAAGGCCGUCGGCGUGGAUAUUUCCGAGGCCAUGGUCGACGCAGCACGUGUAUGUGCCAAAGAUGACAGCCGGCUUGAGUUCCACGUUGCGGACUGUGGCCAGCCAUUUGAAUUUGGACAAUUCGAUAUCGUCCUCGCACCUUGGUUGCUGAAUUAUAGUCGCAAUCAGAACCAGCUUGUGGAUAUGUGGCGGAACAUCUACAGGAGCUUGAAGCCGGGUGGCAGAAUCAUAGGAAUAAGCCCGAAUGUUCAUAUUCUGGAGGAUCUCGCAGCCUUUCCCAAAGGCCCUCAGUAUGGGCAGGAACUGAAGGUGGUUGGUGAGCUGGAUGAGGGCGGCCUGGAAGUUCAAGUGACGCUGUUCGCGUCGAAGCCUUUCUCAUUUAACAAUGUUUAUCUUCCUCGCGAGUUGUAUGAGAAAACUAGCAAGUUGGCUGGUCUGUCUGCCUUCCAGUGGAAACAUUACUCAAAGCCUCUCAUGCAUGAUGUGGACUGGGAUGACUUUUUGCGGUGCCCUCCGUUCAGAAUCUUCACCGCUGCUCGUCCUGUGGGAGAGGUUGAGUGA